CUAUCAACAGAUGUCACGCAUCUAGAAAUUUCGGGAAGAUUCUCAUAUUCGCUGGAAAUUUCUCGAAAUUCUAUUUAUCACAUGUGCCAUGUGUGUGUUCCAUCAAUAAUAAUGGUCGAUUCGGGUGAUGAAGAUAUUUACAAAACAACUUUUAAACUGUAUCGAAAUUGGACACCCGAAUCAAAUUUACCAUUGAUUGAUUUUACAGCGAAAAAAAAUUAUGAAAAUUAUUUCGAAAACAUUACCGAAACAUGGUCAAAAUCAUCAUCAUCAUCAAUCGAUACGAAUUUUGAAACAUUUAAACAUUUCAAAUCGAUUGAUCAAUGGAAAAUUUAUAAAUCAAUCAAAGGUUUGAAUGGAUUGUUUAUCAUAACCGGUAUAUUGAAUGAAAAUUUUCGUCAAAAUUGGUUUGAUUAUUUUCAUAAUCAAUUACCAUGUUUACAGAAUGAUUUGAAUCUUAAAUCAAAUAUUCCAUUAUCAUCAUUGGAAACAAUGAAAAAAUUACGUUGGAUAACAUUUGGCUAUCAUCAUGAUUGGAAUACAAAAAUUUAUAAUCUUGAACAGACUACCGUAUGUAUACCGGAACGAAUCAUUGAUCUUUGUCGAAUGAUAUCAAUGUUUAUGAAUUUCGAUUUCAAACCUGAAGCUGGUAUUGUAAAUUAUUACAACCGUAAUUCAUCACUAUGUUUUCAUACUGAUCAUUCAGAAUUGAAUCAUCAAGCACCAUUAAUUAGUUUAAGUCUUGGUCGAUCAGCUAUUUUUCUGAUUGGUGGCCCAAAUAAACAAUCAACCAAACCAAUCAUACCAAUAUUAUUAAAUGAUUCGGAUUUAAUAAUAAUGUCCGAUAAAAGUCGUUUAGCAUUACAUUCGGUGCCGAAAAUAUUACCGGAAUCAUCAACUGUUAACGAUCAUCAAUCAAUACAUCGUAUCAAUGUUAAUAUUCGACAAGUUUUUUGAAUAAAACAGCAACAGCGAAUAAAUAACUUUUGAU
Messenger RNA from Dermatophagoides pteronyssinus (European house dust mite), 991 nucleotides. It is a transcript of the gene AlkB, whose product is annotated as alpha-ketoglutarate-dependent dioxygenase AlkB. Gene Ontology annotation, biological process: oxidative RNA demethylation. The record is from RefSeq and is a predicted model, not a curated record. Gene Ontology annotation, cellular component: cytoplasm; nucleus. NCBI's taxonomy places the organism in Eukaryota, Metazoa, Arthropoda, Arachnida, Sarcoptiformes, Pyroglyphidae. Gene Ontology annotation, molecular function: broad specificity oxidative DNA demethylase activity; ferrous iron binding; oxidative RNA demethylase activity.